Molecule: messenger RNA, 2307 nt
Organism: Racocetra persica
Lineage: Eukaryota; Fungi; Glomeromycota; Glomeromycetes; Diversisporales; Gigasporaceae
Source: the annotation of a GenBank genome assembly
AUGCCUUCUUCGCAGUUUCUUAAAUCUUCCGUUACAACCAUCUCCAAUGGGGCUAGCAUUUCUACAAACUCAAAGUAUAUCCGAAUCAUUAAUGUGACCCAUCUGAUCCCUUAUGACACUUAUAUGUUAGAACCUCCAAAACUUUCUGAGGAUGGUACUACUACAUAUAAUUGGUCUAUAAAACCACGAAGGGGUCAUUCCGCUCUUUACGCUGGAAUUCAUUCCUUAGCUAAAGAUUGGGAUAGUUACCACAUUGGUUUCGUAGGUCAAAUUUUUGAUACAGAAGAAAAGCCAAUUGAGAGUAGUUCUUUUACCGAGGAUCUUAAGAAAAGUUUGCAGGACUUUUUAUUGACAAAAAAAAUUGUGCCGGUAUUUCUUGAAGAUGAACAACAUCACGGCCAUUAUGAGGGUUUUUGUAAAACUGUAUUAUGGCCGUUGUUUCAUUAUAUUUUGUGGGAUACCGCGACCGAUGGUCGUCAGGAAAAUCAAAAUUGGGUACAAUAUCGCGCUGUCAAUCAAGCAUUUGCCGACAAAAUCAAAGAAUUUUAUCGUCCAAAUGAUUUAGUUUGGAUUCAUGAUUACCAUCUUUUGUUGAUACCUCGAAUGUUACGUGAUUUGCUUCCUGAUGCCGCUAUUGGCCUCUUCAUUCAUGCUCCUUUUCCAAGUUCUGAAAUAUUUAGAUGUUUACCGCAAAGGAAGGAAAUGCUAGAUGGCAUGCUAGGUGCUAACCAAGUUGGUUUUCAGACAUAUUCUUAUGCGAGACAUUUUAUAAGCAAUUGUACUCGUAUCCUUGGUUAUGAAUCAACUCCAAGUGGUGUCGAUGCUAAAGGUUCAUUAGUAUCUGUUGGUCCUUUUCCCAUCGGUAUAGAUGCUGAAAGAGUUGAAAAGCAAAGAAAAAAUCCCGAAGUUGCUCCAAAAAUUGCUGCAUUAAAGGAACUACAUUCUGGAAAAAAAAUUAUUGUUGGUAGAGAUAAGCUCGAUUUAGUUAAGGGUGUAAUUCAAAAAUUACACGCUUUUGAAAAGUUUUUGUCUGAAUAUCCUGAAUGGCAACAUAAGCGUAGAGUCGCCGAGCUUAUUGCUCAUAUAAAUGGCACUUAUGGUUCUCUCAAUUAUACUCCUGUUCAUCAUCUUCAUAGCCUAAUUGAACAAGAUGAAUAUUAUGCUCUUUUAAGCGUUGCUGAUAUAGGUUUGAUUACAUCAGUUCGUGAUGGAAUGAAUACUACUUCUUUAGAAUAUGUUAUGUGUCAACAAGAAAAUUAUGGCCCACUCAUCUUGAGUGAGUUCACUGGAAUGGCUGGUUCUUUGGGUGCUGCUAUUAUGGUAAAUCCAUGGGAUUAUAGUGGCGUAGCUAAAGCCAUAAAUGACGCUCUUACUAUGAGUUAUGAAGAAAAACAAAACAAACAUAUGCAAUUAUACAGACACGUGACUAUACAUACUGCUCAAUUUUGGGCAAAAUCUUUUAUCAAGGAACUUAUUCACAGCUUAAAUAGUAAUCAAUCAAAUAUUACUCCUUAUCUUGACGUACAACUUUUAACGGAAAAAUAUAAAAGCUCAAAAAACCGAUUAUUAUUAUUCGAUUAUGAUGGUACGCUUACACCGAUUGUAAAAACGCCAAGUCAAGCAAUACCACCACCAAAUAUGCUCGAGGCUUUAAAAAAACUUGUGGAAGACCCAAAAAAUACCGUAUGGAUAGUGUCUGGGCGUGAUCAGAAUAUAUUGGAGAAAUGGCUUGGCAAUAUUAAGAAACUUGGUUUUAGUGCAGAGCAUGGUUGUUUCCUCAAGUAUCCCGGAAGUGAUAAAUGGAUCAAUCUCACCGAAGAUAUUGAUAUGAACUGGAUGAAUGAUGUUAAUGAGAUUUUCACUUAUUUUACAGACCGUACGCAAGGUUCAUCCAUUGAACUUAAACGUUCUUCAAUCACAUGGCACUAUCGUCAAGCAGAUCCUGAAUAUGGUGCAUUCCAAGCUAAAGAAUGUCAAAAUCAUUUGGAAAGCGCAAUUCUACCAAAAUUACCUGUAGAAAUUUUGCUAGGCAAGAAAAAUCUUGAAGUUCGUCCAACAUUAAUUAACAAGGGUGAAAUUGUGAAGCGCUUGUUGACAAACAUGCAGGACGUAGAUUUCGUAUUCUGUGCGGGUGAUGACAGAACAGACGAGGAUAUGUUCCGAGUACUAAAAAGACCCGACUUUAACGAUGUAGAUUAUUUCACAACUACCAUUGGACCUCCGAAUAAAAAGACAUUAGCGAGUUGGCAUGUUACUUCACCCGAAGAAAUAAUUCAAACUAUGACAAAAUUAGCAGAUUUAUGUUAA